Aethina tumida (small hive beetle) is the source of this 2850-nucleotide messenger RNA. RefSeq names its product ATP-binding cassette sub-family D member (gene ABCD). Gene Ontology annotation, cellular component: peroxisomal membrane. The transcript has 5 exons. Gene Ontology annotation, biological process: peroxisome organization; long-chain fatty acid import into peroxisome; fatty acid beta-oxidation. Bases 459 to 2660 code for a protein of 733 amino acids. NCBI's taxonomy places the organism in Eukaryota, Metazoa, Arthropoda, Insecta, Coleoptera, Nitidulidae. Gene Ontology annotation, molecular function: long-chain fatty acid transmembrane transporter activity; ATP binding; ABC-type transporter activity. The record is from RefSeq and is a predicted model, not a curated record.
UGAAUAUUUCACGUGACGGUGUGCACUUGACAUUGUUCCCGAAUGGUGCGUCCUCAAUAAAUUUACGACCCUCACUGCGAACUACACGAACGGAAUUUUUAUGCACAGCAUUGAACUUUCAUGGUCCCGCAUUUUUAUCACCACCGAAAAACUGCAUCCAAGUCAAACCGCAUUUCGGGCAGGCAAAUAAAAAAACCAUGAAUAUAUAAAAAUUGAUUCUGGGUACGAAAAUUGUCACAAUCGUGUGUGACACACGUUCACAGCCGAUACGAUCUUAUCAAUUACAAUUGUGAAUAAAGUCCAAACUAAUCGUUCGUAAAUUAAACAGUCGUCGGUUACGCGUCCGUUCCUCCGCACACACAUCUACGUCGGGUUCUUUGUUUUGUGCCGCGACAGUUCUCUAAGUUUGAAAAAAAGGUAAAAAGAAAAAAAUGAACGAACAAUAAAACGAAACGAAAAUGCCGAGCGUAAUCUCAAAGUUCCUGGAGAAGGGCGAGCACCACCUGAACGCCAACCGCACCGUAGUGUCGGGGGUGGUGAUCGGUGCCGUCCUCUUCACCUACGUACUCAAAGUCGGCUAUCCCAUCGUCGAUGGACUCAUACACAAGACCAACAAGGAGCGCCUCGGCCUCAACAACAACCUGGUCAAGGACAACGUGGUCAUUCAGAACGGCGAUCCGAAGACCCAGAAGGUCAUAUCGAGGAAAUUCAGAAACCACAUACCGAAUCUCAACCUGAGGUUCAUUUUCCAGUUCAUAAAGCUGAUCAGGAUUAUGAUACCCAGCUUGUUUUGCACCGAAACCGCCCUCUUAACAGGCCAUACCACAUUCCUUUUCCUGAGGACGUUCCUGAGCAUCUACGUAGCCAACUUGGAGGGAGCCAUCGUUAAGUUUAUAGUCAGGAAGGACCCGAAGAACUUCGUCAAGCAAUUAAUGAAGUGGUUCGCCGUUGCCAUACCGGCCACCUUUAUUAACAGCAUGAUCAAGUACCUCGAAAGUAGGAUCGCCCUCAGCUUCAGGUCAAGACUGGUCGACCAUUCCUACAAGCUGUACUUCAAGAAUCAAAGCUACUAUCGUGUUACUGUGUUGGACGGACGUCUGGACAAUUGUGCCCAACGUUUAACCGACGACAUUGAAACUGUGGCCAACACCGUCAGCCACUUGUAUGGUCAAAUCACCAAGCCCUGCUUCGACAUAUUGUUAAUGGCAAUAGCUUUGGCCAACCUCGUCAAGUCCCGCAAUGCCAACCUCAUAACCGGACCUGUAAUAAUCUCAGGUGUUGUGGUCGUCUCCGCCCUGAUACUCCGACUAGUGUCGCCGAAGUUUGGCCAACUGGUAGCUCAGGAGGCCGAAAAGAAGGGCUACCUAAGGUUGGUACACGGAAGAAUUGUGGCCAACGCCGAAGAAAUCGCCUUCUACGGCGGCCAUAAAGUGGAGCAGAGCCACCUGAGAAGCGCCUACAGAAUACUGGUCCAACACCUGGAGCACAUGUUCGGCGUCAAGUUGUGGUUCGUAAUGCUAGAGCAGUUCUUGAUGAAAUACGUCUGGUCAGGCACCGGCAUGGUGGUGGUGUCCUUGCCCAUCCUCCUGUCGGCCACAAAGAAGCACAAAAAGUCCCACGACGGAGAGGCCGAAGACAACGUGUCGGAGCGCACCCACUACUUCACCACAGCCAAAAACCUGUUGUUGACCGGCUCCAACGCCGUGGAACGGCUGAUGUCCAGCUACAAGGACAUCGUGGAGCUGGCCGGCCACACCCAACGCGUGGAAAACAUGUUCACCGUGUUGGAGGAGGCAAGCCGUGGCGUCUACCACAAAACCCUGGUGGAGAAAAAGGAGAAGGGCGACUUCGAAAUCGAAUUCCGCGGCGACCAGCCCAUAGCCAAGGGCAAACUGGUCGUGUCCACCAACGAAAUCAUACUGAGAGACGUCCCCAUCGUUACCCCCAACUGCGACGUCGUCUGUCCCAGCCUCAGCCUUCAUUUAAAGCCGGGCCAACACCUGUUGAUCACCGGCCCCAACGGCUGCGGCAAGUCGAGCCUGUUCAGGAUCCUAAGCGGGCUGUGGCCCGUCUACGGGGGCGAGUUGCACACCCCCAAGAACGCCAUGUUCUACAUACCCCAGAGGCCGUACAUGGUGAUCGGCAAUCUCAGAGAUCAGGUGAUUUAUCCGGACACGUACGCCGACAUGAUCAACAAACAGGUGACGGAGGAAGAUCUGCGUAAAAUCAUGCGACUGGUGCACUUGGAUCACAUCGUGGAGCGGGACACGUUCCACGAAAUCAAGGACUGGACGGACAUACUGUCGGGCGGCGAGAAACAGCGUAUGGCUGUCGCACGACUCUUCUACCACAAGCCCAAAUAUGCGCUGUUGGACGAGUGCACGUCUGCAGUUUCCAUAGAUGUGGAGAGCAACAUGUACCAAACUGCCAUAGACAUGGGAAUCACUCUUUUAACCAUCACCCAUCGUCCCACACUCUGGAAAUUCCACACACAUAUUCUUCAAUUCGACGGCACCGGUGCGUGGGAGUUCAGCACUUUGAACUGUUCAAACAGGCUGGAGCUUAAAAAAGAAAAAGAACAACUGUUAAGGCAAACGGACAGCGAGGAGAAGGCAAGGAGGAUAGAAGAAUUGAACAGAUUGUUGGGGGAGGAUGAAUGAAAGGCUUUAAUUGUUAUUAAUAAUUAAUUAAUUUAUUUAUUGGUACAUCACGCUUCGUGCAAUGCUUUUGUCAAUUGUGCAAGACAGAUUGUGUAUAUUUUUUCUAAUGUAUUUAUAUUGUAUAGUUUUGUAUAUUGCAACUUAGGAUUAGAGGAAUUAGUACGAACAAAUUCAUUGAAACUAGACGGUA